Messenger RNA from Folsomia candida, 992 nucleotides. Its product is annotated as interferon-induced, double-stranded RNA-activated protein kinase-like. The record is from RefSeq and is a predicted model, not a curated record. NCBI's taxonomy places the organism in Eukaryota, Metazoa, Arthropoda, Collembola, Entomobryomorpha, Isotomidae. Bases 123 to 992 code for a protein of 289 amino acids. Gene Ontology annotation, biological process: protein phosphorylation. The transcript has a single exon. Gene Ontology annotation, molecular function: ATP binding; protein kinase activity.
CUUGCGGGGGAGAACUUGCAUAGUACCCCUCGAUUUAUCCCAACUCUCUUAUCUUGUUAAAUUGCAUCGAAAUUUCCGACUUUUCAGAAACACCGUGGCAAUCCGUGAAAACCUUGCGUCUCAUGUCACACACUACGCUGGGAAAAGGUUCAUAUGGAAAAGUAUGGAAAGCUGAAUGUACGAAAACCGGAAACAUCUUCGCCAUCAAGCAAAUCGAUUUAUACGAAGCAUUCCGAGGAUCUGAAGAAAGUGUGUACAACGUGCUAAAAUUUAGUCGCGAAAUAGCAAAUUUGCAAAAUAUCCGCGACGAUAAUGUUGUCCGCUUGGUAAACUUCUGGGUCGAGGAUAGCGAUGGCAGCGCCUACAGUGACUUGUCAAUGGUGGACAUGUCCGAAACUUCUUCUGGAAGCCCAUACCAUCUUUUUAUGCAAAUGGAGUACUGUCACCUCAGUUUGAAACAAUGGUUGGCAGAUAAUCCGCUAGAAAGCAGAGAUUUUGUCGUAAUUAAGCGAAUGUUUCUGCAAAUUUCGAACGGUCUCAGUGUCCUUCAUAAGGUUAAGAUUGUUCACCGCGACAUAAAACCGGACAACAUUAUGUGCAAUCUGAACGGGAAUAGUUUCAUCAUGUGGAAAAUUGUUGAUCUCGGAUUGUCUGUAAAGUUGGAUAAGAACGAGGAUGAAUAUUGUUCCGCUGCGGGCUGCGAGUUGUACCGAAGCCCGGAAAUGACCCUUAAUCAGGCUGACUGUAACGAAAAGACGGACAUAUUCAGCUUGGGACUUUGCUACUUCGAGAUUUUAUCGUCCCCGAUCACAAAUAAAUUGAGACUUUUUGAUCAAUUGAGAAGAAAUGAGGAGAAUGAUGUGUUCAAUGACUUAGGAAAGGGUCGAGAUACUACCAAAUUUGAAGAAUUAAUCAAGAAAAUGCUCAAAAUUAGUGCUAAAGAUAGGUAUAGUAUUUCUGAUGUUAAAAACAUGUUGGAAAAUAUAUGUUAA